This is a messenger RNA of Carassius auratus (goldfish), 4466 nucleotides long. RefSeq names its product zona pellucida-like domain-containing protein 1. The coding region runs from base 2468 to 3697 and encodes 409 amino acids. Lineage: Eukaryota; Metazoa; Chordata; Actinopteri; Cypriniformes; Cyprinidae. The record is from RefSeq and is a predicted model, not a curated record. The transcript is spliced from 12 exons.
UAGAGUGAGUAUCUUAUGACAGCAUUAAAAUUAAAAUUAUUAAUUAUUCCUAUUUUUUCUCGGCCACAGCAGAAUCGUAGCAUUUCUUCAAGCAACAUACUUGUCGUUUUGUACCUAAAUUAAAUUAAAUUAAAUUAUUUAUUUUUAUUAAUUGUUUGUGUGAAUGAUUCAAUGACUCACUUAUUACCAGAGGCUAAUGCCAUUCUCAUUAUUUCUGUCAUAGAGAGAUAUUAGAAAAAUAGUAAGUAUACUAGAAUGCUAUUCCAGAAUCAGUGUUUUUGAAUGAACCGACUGAAUGAAUGAUUCAGUGACUUGUUUAUAAAGUCUUGUCACCCAUAUGUAAGCACACUUAUUAUUAUUAUUAUUAUUACAAAGAUGGUUGACGCUGUCAUUGCUAAUUUGCUGGCAAAAAUAUUGGUGUUGCUAUGUUUUGUUUUGUUUUUUGAACCAGCAGGGGGUAGUAUUGUACUAGUACUAUUUGUUCUGAAGAUGCUCAACCGUUCCUAUCCUUUAUUCAGAUUUUAUAUAGGCCUACUCUAAUGCUGUAACAGUUGUUUUCCUUUCAAAAGCUUUAGACCAUCAAUCAUAAAGGAGUCAUGAAUUAUGAUUUGACAACAGAGUAUUCAUUGCAAUGGUGUUCCCGCACUGUGUGUAAAUUCCCAGUUUAACUUUUUGCAGAAAUGAAGUAUGAAAUAUGAAGUAUGAAGUAUUAAAUUAAUUUGAUAUCCACAAUUUUUUUUCAUCCAGAAAAUACUAAAUUACAAUGUAAAUCUGUUUAGCUGGCACAUGAGAAACAGGAUACGCUUUCUCUUUGUGUGUUUCUUUCUGUAUCUUGUUAUUGUGUUUUCGGUCUGGCUAAAAUAUCCUGCAGUUAAGGAUGAAAUCAAAAAAUUGUUGUAAAUCCUUAUUAGGGAUGUUUCCCUAUACAUUUAUGAAUUAAGGCUUAUAAAUUACAGAACACACCCACAGUAAAGAUUCUGUCAAAUCUGUCCUUAUCUGACUGUGCAGGUUGUUUGACUUCUUGAAAAAGUAUGAUUCUCUUACGUCACGCUAUGCAUUUUACAACCUCUCCAAAUCAGAUUUAGUGAUCUCUGCAGACACAUGAAUAAAUCUAUACUGAGAAUAAGAUUGAAGAACACAAGGAUCUGACUGCUUUCACUGCUUUCCAGUGGACAAGAACAGAAAAUCAUCAAGGUGUGACGCAUCCAAGGCAAGCAUAACAUGUGAAACAUGUUCUCACACUGAGGGGCUUUUUGGAAUAAACAAGUGUAUAUGCUUCAUUCAAAGUUCUUUGUCAGAUUUCACCAUCACUCAGUCAGAAAUGACCCUUUCGCCUUUAGCAGGGGUGUCUUGAUCUAGCAGCUCUCAGAACACAAUAGAUGAUGCUCGCAUGCGAGCCAGAUGGACAAAGGCUAUUUUCGGUGCUCUGUGUUUCAUGCCUUGUGGCAGAUUAUCACAUUUCUCGUAUUCAUAAUGUUCUAUUCCCAGGAGAUGAUGCAACAUUUUAUGUUUCAAAUGAUUUAUACACAAUAGACUCUUAAAUGCUGUUUUAUAACAAAGUUCGGGAGGAACAGUCGCAGUUCAUUAACCUGAUUAACACAAGUGGAGACCAAUCAGUAAUCAACUCAUGACAAGGUAUAAAUAACAGCAGAACCUAUCUCUGUUCAUUGACAGUUUCAGCAUCCCGGUUCGCGCUGUCUGUCAUCUUAUCACAGACGAAAUCUUCCUUCCAACAAGGAGAUCCAUACCGGUGAUUUUUCAGAUAUGCUACUUUGCUGACCAUGAUCAUUAAACACGGCCGUUGAGCACCAUCAAACGUCAUCGCGACAGCUGCUCUUCGUGCCAAGCCACACGUCGUGGCCAAAAGACCGUGCAAAAUUCAAGCUCGCCUCGCUUGACACCACAAUUGAUCCGAUCAAGACCGGGCUCUCUUUGAGCGCUGGAAUCGCAGCACCAGCAGGCAUUCAACCAGCCCGCUCCUCAGUUCUUACUGCAGCAAGCCUCUUUCACUUCCCGCAGCGGCUCAGCCUUUCACCGCGGCUUUUUCCGGCCGAGGCGAAGUUUGAGGCCGCCUCCUGCGUCAUAAAUCAAUACAUUUUCAGAUGAAGACGGUAAAUACAGGUUUCCGGCCAGAAGUAGUGCGAGAGCCGCGUGGAGUUCCGAUCACAUAUGUAUGUGGAAAUUCAGAUCCAAAUUGAGCCUCGGAUGCGUUCAAAUAUUUAAACUUCUGGACCAGGCCGUGUGCAAACGCCCGACCGGAUGUGAUCUUUCGGUGCGAGACUUUUAUUGUUAACCAAAAGAAGAAGAUUCAAUUUAUAACGUGGGAAGGAACUGUACUGUAAUUUAGGAGGAGGGAUGAGACACUCCCUGCACCUGAAUUAUGCCUGGGGUCCACGCUAUAUAAGAAACAUCUCAUCACCUUUCUCAAAUAGUGUCCGUUCCCUUGCCUGAGAGCUAAACAGCAAGAAUGAUGCUGUGGCUCUGCGUCUGUGCACUGGCUCUCGUCCUGCAGCCAGUUCACUCGGCCUAUAACUGCUCCACAGUGUUUAACAGGGUUCCAGACAACAAUGAUCUGGCGGUAGACUGUGGCACUAACAUGAUCACUUUGGAAGUAAACCUGUGCACUGCUGAGUGGGCAGGCUUUGACCCCGACGGCCUGGCCCUGAACGGGGAGCGUAAUGAUCCCCAGUGCAAGGGGACCAUUGAUACCACUGUCGACCCACCUGUCAUCCGCUAUCAUCUGCCAUUCAACCACAGCCAGGAGAACCCAUGUAGACAGUCUCUGCAGAUUGUGGAUGAGGUGCCCAGCUCCUCUGGUCCAUUCAGCAUGUUCUCCAGCAUUCAGUCCGUCAUUAUCACAGGAUACAUUGAUACAGCCAGCUCCUCAGAGAGCGUCAUCAGUUACUCCACAGACCUUUACUACCACUUCUCUUGCCGCUACCCACUGGAAUAUCUCAUCAACAACACUCAGAUUGUGGCGUCAUCAGUGUCAGUGGCCACUAGAGACAACAAUGGUACUUUCAUCGACACACUCAGCAUGGGAGUCUUCAAUAGCACAGAUUUUAACAGCCCAUUGGUGGUUCCACCUACUGGAUUAGAGCUGCGCAGUAAAGUCUAUGUUGAAGUAAAAGCUGCCAAUCUGACUGGAAAUUUCCAUCUCUUGCUGGACCACUGUUUUGCAACCCCAUCACCUUAUAAUCAAACCAACAACAUACAGCACACCUUUUUCACAGGAUGUGUGGUACAGAACCGGACAGCGGUGCUUUAUAAUGGCGUUUCCAAGUUUUCCAGAUUUUCAUUUGAAGCUUUCCGCUUUGUGGAGCACCGUAAUCAAGAAAUGUCUACUAUAUACCUGCACUGCAUACUGCGACUCUGUGAACCGAACAGGUGUCAAGAACUACUUGAUUCUUGCAACAGAACACGAAGGCGAAGGGCCCUAGAACCUUACGGAUCGCCAGUUAAAGAUGCUGCCACAGUGUCUGUGGGUCCUCUAUACACCGCAGCCCUGAAGAAUGAGGUUCCCUCUGCAUUGACCUCUGGAGGCAGAGAGCCGUUAAACAGGGACAAUAUGAAUGUGGCUGGAGUGGUGGUGGGGGUCAUUUUUGCCACCGGCGGUGCUGUGUUGCUGGUUAUGGCUGGAUGGUUUGUCAUGAAGAGGUUUUGCUGGGCCGGUGUUCUGCCUCAAGCUUUCCACUAAGAGAUCCAUCAACUCGCCAUCUGUUUUGCGUUGAAUGAAGCUUAAUUUGAUAUGCUGAUAAGUCGUCUGAUCACAUCACAUAAUGCCUAUUUAGCAUAUUUUAAUCUAUUUAGACAGCACUGUGCAGACUAGUCAUCAUGCACUUGGAAUAAAACUCAAAUGCUUAGUUCUCUUAUGUAAAUGCGAAUACUGCUGUUGAGUUUGUUUUGUAUGUUUUAGAUGUGUGUUAGCAGAAUGAUACAGUAAGAGGCACAGCUGAAUUACUGAGAGGAACAAACUGUGCAUAAAAUCCUUUUGUAAAAUUUUGAUUACACAUUGCUUCUUCUACACGUUAGCUCAGGGGUUUUCAAACUAUUUGAUGCCAGGACCCUGAUUGAAAGACCCUCUUCUUGAAAUUUAAAGGCAGCUAUAUUUUACCAUUUAUAUUGUGUGAGAAAUAUUAAGUUUGAUAUUAUAAAGAUGUUGUUUUCUAAAUUAAAUCUUUGGUUUUUAGUUUGACUGUAUCAUAAAAAGGACAAGUACAAGUUUUCUACUGACUAUUAGAGAUGCAUUUAGAGUAAUAAAAAAAAAAUAGUAUUUGUAAUUAAAUUCAGAUUCAUUUGUAAAGAGCUUAUAUAUAUUUUGUGUUAAAAAUGAUUGAUAAACAAGUUAACUUUGACAGCCCUAAAAAAGUAUUUAAAAAGGUUUUCUUUUAUAGUUUGAAGUAGUUUACAACAUAGUUUUCUUUGUGUAUAAUUUUUUUCUCAUUUUCUACAGAGCCCAGUUUGAA